ACGUGAAAAAAAUCUCAAAAUUUCGUGAAACCUUUUCGUGUUUGGCACUGAAUUUCCGGGUUAUCGCGCCGGGGCUAAAACCCUCCCUCACGAGUCACUUCAAAGCAAUCCAUAAACCCUAAACCAGAGCCAUACUGAGAGCUCCUCCAAUGAGCUCGACCUCGAGCGAAGCACAUGCUCUAGGCACCACGACUCAGAAAAGCUCCUCCCCAGCAAAACAAACUCACCACAACUUCUUCGUUUGGAGAGAAUUUCUAUGGGGAGGUAUUGCUGGGGCUUUUGGGGAAGGAAUGAUGCAUCCCAUCGACACUGUCAAGACUCGUAUUCAAAGCCAAGCUAUUUUCAGUGCAAGUCAGCACCAAAAGAACAUACUGCAGAUGGUACGAACAGUUUGGGCUGUUGAUGGAUUAAAGGGUUUCUAUAGAGGCAUAGCUCCUGGUGUCACUGGUUCUCUUGCAACUGGAGCAACAUAUUUUGGUGUCAUAGAAUCAACCAAAAACUGGAUUGAAGAAUCACAUCCAAACCUUGGGGGACAUUGGGCGCAUUUCAUUGCUGGAGCAGUUGGAGAUACACUUGGUUCUUUUGUAUAUGUUCCAUGUGAAGUGAUGAAGCAACGCAUGCAGGUUCAAGGGACAAAGGCUUCUUGGAGUUCUGUUAUGCUGAAAGAUAAUAUCUCUAUGAAGCCUGGUAUCCAAAUGUAUGAUUACUAUACAGGGAUGUUCCAGGCAGGCUGCUCAAUAUGGAAGGAGCAGGGGCCAAGAGGAUUAUAUGCAGGAUUCGGGUCAACACUUGCUAGGGAUGUGCCUUUUGCUGGUCUGAUGGUUAUGUUCUAUGAAGGCUUGAAAGAUUUGACAGAGUAUGGGAAGAAAAAGUACGUACGCAAUCCGAAUUUCCAUAUUAAUAGUUCCUUGGAGGGACUUGUCCUAGGAGGAUUGGCUGGUGGCAUGAGUUCUUAUCUUACCACUCCCUUCGAUGUGAUCAAGACAAGAUUGCAAGUACAGGGAUCAGCGUUGAGGUAUAACGGCUGGUGGGAUGCAUUGCGAAGUAUAUGGAUGACUGAAGGUGCAAAGGGAUUGUUCAGAGGUAGCAUCCCCAGGAUUACAUGGUAUAUUCCAGCUUCAGCUCUUACAUUUAUGGCUGUGGAGUUUCUCAGAGACCAUUUUAAUGAAGGAGUGAGCAUUGAUAGCGUGCAAGAAGUUGCUAGCUUGACAGUAGAUAAAAAGAAUUCACCUUUACAAGUCUCGCUCUAACAUCUCUCUGUAACUUACCAAGUACCUGUAAGAGUGCAAAUUCUGCAAUGAGUUUCGCAUCUCUUGCUCCCUGAUAAAUAACUGGAGGCUGUCCACGUACGAACACCUUUACCAUUGGGAAUCCUCUAAUCCCAUAAUC
Rosa rugosa (rugosa rose) is the source of this 1389-nucleotide messenger RNA. Its product is annotated as S-adenosylmethionine carrier 1, chloroplastic/mitochondrial. The record is from RefSeq and is a predicted model, not a curated record. Bases 150 to 1250 code for a protein of 366 amino acids. NCBI's taxonomy places the organism in Eukaryota, Viridiplantae, Streptophyta, Magnoliopsida, Rosales, Rosaceae. Gene Ontology annotation, biological process: transmembrane transport. The transcript is spliced from 10 exons.